AACAGCGGGCUGGGGCAGCCACUGCUUACUCUGAAGAGGGAGGACUGAGAGGAGUGUGUGUGUGUGUGUGUGUGUGUGUGUGUGUGUGUGUGUGUGUUUCAGUGGUGGUGAAGGGGGUGCUCCCAGGGCCAGCCCUGAACUCGCUGGACAGAGCUACAGUCCCAUGGGGCCUGGCAGCGCCCACUGAGAGGGAGAAGACAACAGAGGGGUUGCCAAGGCACCCUCCAAACCCCAGAUCAUGUCUCUGUGGGACCUGGUUUCCAAGAUGCCCCCAGAGAAAUUGCAGCGGCUUUACAUUGACUUUCCUCAACACCUGCGGCAUCUUCUGGGGGACUGGCUAGAGAACCAACCCUGGGAGUUCCUGGUUGGCUCCGACACUUUCUGCCACAACAUGGCCAGUGCAUUGCUGUCUGCCACCGUGCAGCGCCUGCAGACCUCCACUGGAGAGCAGGGCGAGGGGAGCACGCUCCUGCAGCACAUCAGCACUCUGGAGAGCAUAUAUCAGCGGGACCCCCUGAAGCUGGUAGCUACUUUCAGACAAAUACUUCAAGGAGAGAAAAAAGCUAUUAUGGAACAGUUCCGUCACCUGCCAAUGCCCUUUCACUGGAAGCAGGAAGAGCUCAAGUUUAGCACAAUCCUGCAGAGACUGAAGCACCACGUGGGGGAAACCCGCCUUCUCCGAGAAGCCCUGCAGCAGCAGGCUGAGGCUGGCCAAGUGUCCCUGCACAGCUUGAUAGAAACUUCUGCCAAUGGGACUGGGCCAAGUAAGGACCUGGCCACACUGCUGCAGGAGAACGUGGGGGAGCUGGAGGCUGCCCAGGUGCUGGUGCUGAAAAGGAUCCAGAUUUGGAAACGGCAACAGCAGCUGGCAGGGAACGGCGCGCCCUUUGAGGAGAGCCUGGCACCGCUACAGGAGAGGUGUGAGAGCCUGGUGGACAUUUAUUCCCAGUUGCAGCAGGAAGUGGGGGCUGCUGGUGGGGAGCUUGAGCCCAAGACCCGGGCCUCAUUGAUUAAGCGGCUGGAUGAAGUCCUUCGAGCCCUGGUCACCAGCUCUUUCCUGGUGGAGAAGCAGCCCCCUCAGGUUCUGAAGACUCAGACCAAGUUUCAGGCUGGGGUCCGGUUCCUGCUGGGUCUUAGGUUCCUGGGGUCUGCAACCAAGCCUCCUCUGGUCAGGGCGGACAUGGUGACCGAGAAGCAGGCGAGGGAGCUCAGCAUGCCCCAGGGACCGGGGGCUGGAACAGAAAGCACUGGAGAAAUCAUCAACCACACAGUGCCACUGGAGAAUAGUAUCCCCGGGAACUGCUGCUCUGCCCUCUUCAAGAACUUGCUCCUGAAGAAAAUCAAGCGUUGUGAGAGAAAGGGCACUGAGUCUGUCACCGAGGAGAAGUGUGCUGUGCUCUUCUCCACCAGUUUCACACUGGGGCCCAGCAAGCUCCCCAUCCAACUACAGGCCCUGUCUCUGCCCCUGGUGGUCAUCGUCCAUGGCAACCAAGACAACAAUGCCAAAGCUACCAUCCUGUGGGACAAUGCCUUCUCUGAAAUGGACCGUGUGCCCUUUGUGGUGGCUGAGCGAGUGCCCUGGGAGAAGAUGUGUGAAACUCUGAACCUCAAGUUCAUGGCCGAGGUGGGGACCAACCAGGGGCUGCUCCCUGAGCACUUCCUCUUCCUGGCUCAGAAGAUCUUCAGUGAUAACAGCCUCAGCAUGGAGGCCUUCCAGCACCGUUCUGUGUCCUGGUCACAGUUCAACAAGGAGAUCCUGCUUGGUCGUGGCUUCACCUUCUGGCAGUGGUUCGAUGGGGUCCUGGACCUCACCAAACGCUGUCUCCGGAGCUACUGGUCCGAUCGGCUGAUCAUUGGUUUCAUCAGCAAGCAGUAUGUCACUAACCUCCUCCUCAACGAGCCAGACGGGACCUUCCUCCUUCGCUUCAGUGACUCGGAGAUCGGUGGCAUCACCAUUGCGCAUGUCAUCAGGGGCCAGGAUGGCUCCCCACAGAUAGAGAACAUCCAGCCAUUCUCAGCCAAAGACCUAUCCAUUCGCUCACUGGGGGACCGAAUCCGAGACCUUGCUCAACUAAAAAACCUCUAUCCCAAGAAACCCAAGGACGAAGCUUUCCGGAGCCACUACAAGCCUGAACAGAUGGGUAAGGACGGCAGGGGUUACGUCCCAGCGACCAUCAAGAUGACCGUGGAAAGGGACCAGCCACUUCCUGCUCCAGAGUCCCAUAUGGCUGCCAUGCUGUCCACCUAUGAGCUUGGAAUGGCCCGUGAUCCCUCCUUAAAUAUGCCGAUCUGCCCAGACAUGGUGCCCCAGGUAUACCCACAACACUCUCACUCCAUCCCCUCUUAUCCAGCCCUCCCCCCUGAGGAACCAGUCAGUGUGUUGUCAGCCUUCUCAGAACCUCACCUGUCGAUGACCCCCAACAUAAGCCAGAUGACCCUGCCCUUUGAACAGCCUCACCCCCACCCGGGCAGGGGCCUGAUGCCUUGCCAGCCUCGGGAGCAUGCUGUAUCCAGCUCUGAGUCCCUGCUCUGCUCAGAUGUGACCAUGGCAGAAGACAGCUGCCUGAGUCAGCCAGUGGGGGGGUUUCCUCAGGGCACCUGGGCUGGAGAGGACAUGUUCCCGCCCUUGCUCCCUCCCACGGAACAGGACCUCACCAAGCUUCUCCUGGAAGGGCAAGGGGAGUCAGGGGGUAGGUCCUCAGGAGCCCAGCCUCUUCUGCAGCCCUCCCCCUAUGGGCAGCCUGGGAUCUCAAUGUCCCACCUGGACCUAAGGGCCAACCCCAGUUGGUGAUGGUGGCUGGAAUGGGGAAUCCAGACAAACAGCUCUUCUGCCCCUACGACUGUUCUGGACAUUUGCCUGUACUCCUGCCAAGCAGCAGAUGGGGAGAUGUCCUCCUAGCCCCACCUGGUCAGGAGAAAGACUGCCAGGAGACAGUGGGUGGAGCUUAUCCACUCCUGCCCUCCCACCACACUCUUGCUCUCCCUCCUUCCUCUGGGAAGGGAAAUUCAAGUUGCACCUGAGACACACCCUAACGCGCCUGCACACGCAAAUACACACACACACCCUCACUUUCUGAAGGACUGGACUAAAUGACUAGAGGCUGGGCAACAGCACAGGGCAGGGCAGGCUUCCUUUCCAUCCAAGGCCCAGGGGACACCUGUAGAAACAGGUAGACAUAUGUGCACAUUUGCACUAGCAACUGGGAGUGGAACCCCUUGAGCUGGGUUGUGGGGUGCAGGAAAUGGGAAGCAGGUCCGACCUUGGGGCAGGAAGAAUGCCACAUCCAUUUGCUGUGGGAUUUGUCCAGAUUAAAAACAUGUUCCAAACA
Messenger RNA from Erinaceus europaeus (western European hedgehog), 3329 nucleotides. It is a transcript of the gene STAT6, whose product is annotated as signal transducer and activator of transcription 6. The transcript is spliced from 22 exons. Gene Ontology annotation, biological process: regulation of cell population proliferation; growth hormone receptor signaling pathway via JAK-STAT; cytokine-mediated signaling pathway. Bases 239 to 2791 code for a protein of 850 amino acids. Gene Ontology annotation, molecular function: DNA-binding transcription factor activity, RNA polymerase II-specific; RNA polymerase II cis-regulatory region sequence-specific DNA binding. Lineage: Eukaryota; Metazoa; Chordata; Mammalia; Eulipotyphla; Erinaceidae. The record is from RefSeq and is a predicted model, not a curated record.